AUGGCCCAGGGGAUGGGGAGUGAUCGGCAUGAAUCUCUGAUGGCGGAGCUUGAGGAGAUUGGGAGGAGCAUGAGGUCGUCUUUUAGACUCCACAACCCAAGCUCUCGCCGGAGCUCUGGCGCCUUCUCGGCCAGGGACCAAGAUGAAGAGUACGAACUGCAGUGGGCUGCGAUCGAGAGACUGCCUACGUCAGACCGCCUGAGGUCAGCGCUGUUCUGGCGUCCAGAUGAUGUGGAAGGGGAAGGGGAGGAAAGGAAGAGGGAAGCGGUUGAUGUUACUAAGCUCGGGGCCUUGGAGAAGCACCUAUUCAUCGAGAGUUUGAUUAAACACAUCGAAGAUGACAAUCUACGGCUGUUGCAGAGGCAGAAGGAGAGAAUAGAUAGGUAACAGUUUUAGUUUUCCAAUUCUAUAUCUGUAAAUGAAUGAAUGAAUGAAUGAAUGAAUGAAUGAAUGAAUGGAUGAGGAAACAUGCCAUGCCGUGUUGAACCAAUGCAUUAAACUUCACAACUGAGGGAAGAAUUUGGCGGGUCAAUGAUGAUAAGUAGAACAAUUGAAGGAUGAACCAGCAUGGGGUGGAAUAUGUCGGAACCCAUUUUCCAAGAAAUCUGCACUCAAAUUAACUGCGUCUGAGAAAUAGAAGAGCAAUGGGUGAGCUUGUAGUUUUGCAUGAAUAGUCCACAGCACUUAAAGAAGCAUUUACUGGUGGUGAAAUAUUAGAAAUACAGAAGAGGAAAAAUAAGCAAACGCAGUAUGAAAUCCACAACGAUUCAUCAGAAAAAACUCCACUCACUGAGUGUGCUCAAUAGCAUACAACUGAGUGUGCUCGCAGUUCUGCAUGAAUCUUAUUGCACAACUGAAUAAGAAUUUUUUAGAACAAUGAUAGUAAGCAGAGUAGAUAAGCAUCAGCAUGAACAGGAUAAAUAUGCCGGAAUUCAUUUAAUGGAAAUCCGCAUUCGAAUUCAUCACGUUUGGGAAAUAGCAGAGUGAGGAGUGUGCUUGUAUUUUUUUCUAUGAAUAUAGUUUCUGGUUAAUGACUAUAGAUCCAGUAGCUAAUUCUAUGCAAACAAGGGAUUAAAACUAUCCCGGAAUUCAUUGGCAGAAAUCUGCGUCCAAAUCGAAUUGUUUUUAAGAAGCAAUAGAGUUGAUGAUUGUGCAUGUAUUUUCUGAUGAACACCGUUUCUCUCCACGACAAAGUGCAGAGUCAAUGUGAAAUUGCCCACCAUCGAGGUCAGAUAUGAGAAUCUGACGGUAGAGGCAGAGUGUGAAGUGGUUCAAGGGAAGCCCCUGCCAACCUUGUGGAAUACCACCAAGAGCUUCUUCCUGGUGAGUAGAACCCCUCCAUCAGAAGGUUGUUGUUUCCUUUCUCGCACUAAACUAACAUUUAAGGUAAAUAUCUUGGGUAGCUAUUUCUCGGGGUUCUUCGCAUUGAAUUGACGGCUCCAUAGCGCUCUAUUAGUUUUAAUUCAAUUUUUAAUACCAAUGAGUUAUUUGAUUCUUCAAAUUUCAUUUACUGUGGAGCUUUCCAUGGAACAGAACUUGGCGAGGUUGCCCUGCAUAAAAACUCGAGAAGAAAAUAUCACAAUCAUAAAAGAUGUCAGCGGUAUUAUCAAACCUUCCAGGUACGCACACCAGGAACACCAUUCAAUUUCCUGAAUGCAGAGACCAUUUUUUUUUUAUCCGGGUCUUCACUAUUUUUUCUUAAUACUGCAUAUAAACAAUCAUUCACCCAUUUUUAUAAUUCCCAUUUAAUGGGAUUUCCACAAAAAAAAUAUGUGAAAAUGAGAAUGUUUUGGCUGCAGGAUGACUUUAUUACUCGGACCUCCAGGAUGUGGGAAAACCACCUUCUUACUGGCGCUUGCAGGGAAACUGGACCAGUCUCUCAAGGUUUCAUUUCUUCUAGUUUCGACAGAAAUAAAGAAAAUAAUACUCAUAAGGUUCCCUAUUUCAUAUAAAAUGCUUGCUUCAAAUGAUCCGUAAAGCCUUGGUUUUCUUGUAGUUUCUAAAAUAUCCCUUUACUCAUGAAACUAUAUUUAUGUUUGGUUCCAAUAACUUUAUUCUUUGGAAAUGACUGAGCACAUUCGGAUUUUAUCCUGUCUCACCCAUGCAAAACUAGGUCUUUGUAUAGGUGAUGAUACCCAGCUUAUACCUCAUAGCCUUGGAUGCCUAUGUUUGUUGAUUAGAAAAUAACUUCUCUCCUGAACUCCAUGAACAUAAAGGCAUCUAGAUGGGUCACUUCAUUGGAUACUUAGCUAUAAAAUAACAGAACUAGUUAUCACUUUUCACCAGGCCCCAAUCUAGAUCUAACUGGGCCGAAGACUCCUGUGGGCUUUUGAGUCCACAGACAUUCAAAUGCCUUGCUAUCGCUUCUUUCUGGAGCAUAGGAUCAUCUCCAGCCUAGAAAAUGGAAGGAUGACUAAGGUUACUAACGUGGGCACCCUCUGCGCUCAUUUGCAUGUGGGGAAUGAUUGUAAACCACUCAAUCGCCUAAAGGGCCCACAUUCUAAACAGCUCGCUAACACGCUAACCUGAGGGUGGGCAUAUUCCAGUAGACUUUGUAACACUCUCUUUGUUGCUUGUCCACGACGUUGAUGAAUUUUCUAAUUGGCUGCUGCCAUCAUUGGGAAUCUUCACAACCAUACCCUCCGGUUUUGAUGCCCACCCGCUUGACAGUAAUUCGGAACACUGGCUGCUAAAAAAUCAUAUCCAACCUUGACGUAAAAAUGAGAACUGGAGAAUAAGAUCAAUACCUUGGGGUCUAGCAGUAGAAGCCACGGCCAACCCCCAAAUCCGCAGUUUUAGAAGAGCACAUCAUCAUUGACUUUCCCAAUUCAUUCUGUGUAUGAUAUCAGUGUGGCCAUUGCAUCUCUACCUUUAUCAAUCAUGUCCUCAUAGAAUAUGCCUGGUAAAGGUGGGAAACUUCCCAUCUGUGAGAAAAAAUAGUCAAUACAACAAGUCUCUUCAGCAGUUCUUGCAAUUCAAAUGCUUAAAAGAUUUUUUAACAUACUGAACCUCCAGGUUUCCGGAGAAGUUUCUUACAAUGGCUUGAAACUAGACGAGUUUGUUCCUGCAAAGACAUCAGCUUAUAUCAGUCAAUAUGAUCUUCAUAUACCGGAGAUGACAGUAAGGGAAACUCUGGACUAUUCAGCACGAUUUCAGGGCGUUGGAAGCAGAGCAGGUACAUAUAUUGACGAUGCUUAAACUUUGAACAUGUUGACUAACCUCUAAAACUAAAUGGCACUUCUUUGUGAAGAAAUAAUGAAGGAAGUUAGUAGAAGAGAGAAGCAGGCGGGAAUUAUUCCGGACUCGGAAAUCGACACCUACAUGAAGGUAGAAUGAUCUCCUGAGACUUGGAAUUUUAUGAAAAAUUAUGGAUCAUUCAAUUGGAAUGAGCAUUUUUGCAGUUUCAACCCAUGAAACUAUAGGAGAUAUUCAUAAUAUAAACUGCAUAAAUGUAAUAUAAAUUAUUCCAUGUCGCAAGUGUUUAUUUGGUGAACUUUCUGAGCAUCAAUACCUGAAAAAGAGCUUCCUGAAACAGGCAAUAUCUGUGGAGGGACUAGAACGAAGCCUGCAAACAGACUACAUUUUGAAGGUAAUAUUUUUUCCAAGAAAAUGAAGUUACACUUUGAGUGACUGAGACUAAAAUAAUAUACAGAAUUUAUACCACAUUCUGGGUUCAGGUAUCCAAAACAGCAGAAGAGAAGACAUACGACCACCCACUGUGUAUGAGUAAUAAGUUGAACGACUUAGUGAAAAAAUGACUCACCACUUGUUGGACGUCCAUCCCCAAAUAGUUCACCUGCAUGUCGGACAACAUAAACCAUUCCAAUUCUGUGUUCCACACAGUAAUUUUUCAGUUUCAAUUAAAAGUUGUUGGAAUUUUUUUUGAAGUAAAAGGUUAAUUUCUGCAUCUAUGUCCCAUUACUUUUGCUGACGACACCCCCACAAUAAAGAAAGGUGCAGGUUAGUGCGUUCAAAGUAGCUAGAUCUUUGACACUGAAACAACAAGUCGUGGGUGACUUAGUGCAAAGCAUCUGGGUAUCUUCAUCAGGGUGAAUAGUAUCCACUGUUUGAUUUAUAUACGUCAUGCACAAAUCCUUAUUGUGAGUAAUACAAAAUGCAGCAGUUUACUGCAUUGUGGGUUUUUUAGAUUGAAUGAGAUCCAUAAAGAGAGUGAAGGCAAAGAUAAGGUUUCUAUGACAGUGCUAAUGAAGGCGAGAAAUAACUUUUCCAGCUUUCACAGGUGUCUGAAUUCCUAAGCCAUCUUCAACAUUCUGUUGAUCAGGGCUGUGCCUUAAAACCAUGCAUCCAGAAGCUCAGUUUUUGUAACUUUGACGGAUCAUCAAAUCCUGACAGAAUAUAUCUAUUACAUUUUGGCCUAAAACAGAUCAUGGGUAUCGACAUAUGUGCAGACACAAUGGUUGGUGAUUCCAUGACAAGAGGGAUCUCAGGUGGACAAAAGAAAAGAUUGACAACAGGUAAAUGUUCCAUCUCUUGUGUCAAAGCUUUGUUUGGUGAAGAUAUCCUGUAUUAACAACAUAAGACUAGUACACGUAGGUUAGUCCUUGCUGGUGAAAAUCUGUGAACGUGAUUGUAAAUAAGCAUCUGCUCCGACUAAACCAUUUAUUUUUUCAUGUGAUUGCCACCAUUGGAUCUUUCAGGGGAGAUGAUUGUUGGUCCAACAAAAGCUCUUUUCAUGGAUGAAAUUUCAACUGGUUUAGACAGUUCCACAACAUUUCAGAUAGUAAAGUGGCUCCAGCAAUUAGCGCAUAUUACGGAGGCUACUUUACUGGUUUCUCUUCUUCAGCCAGCACCAGAGACAUAUGAGCUAUUUGAUGACGUUAUAUUAAUGGCAGAAGGAAAGAUUGUCUAUCAUGGUCCCCGAGAUCAUAUUCUUGAGUUUUUUGAAGAGUGCGGUUUCAGGUGCCCAGAGAGAAAAGGAGCAGCAGAUUUCCUCCAGGAGGUAGGAAAAAUAUUUUCAUUGGCAAUGCCUCUUCGUUGAAAGCCAACUAUUUAUAUUGUUUUCAGGUUUUAUCCAGAAAAGAUCAAGGACAGUACUGGUGCCACACAGACAAACCCUACAGCUAUAUUUCUGUUGAUUAUUUCUCUAAGAAGUUCAAAUCACACAAGCUUGGAAGAAGUUUACAAGAGAAGGUUUCAGAAUCAUACAAGUCCCAAUCAGACAAGAAUGCUCUAUCCUUUAGUGCUUACUCUUUGACCAGAUGGGAAUUAUUUAAGGCUUGCGUAGCAAGAGAAUAUCUUCUCAUGAAACGGAAUUCAUUUGUGUAUGUAUUUAAAACAACUCAGGUAACAAUUAGAAAAGAACAAAAACUGAGUUCAAAGUUACAGCCCCCUCAAAGCCUUUGUAGCUCAUGUUUGACACCUGUCUUUCUCUUUCAGCUUAUGAUUGUUGCUUUCAUUACAAUGACCAUUUUCUUACGUACUCGGCUGAGGGUUGACGUGAUUGAUGCAAAUUACUACAUGGGCUCCCUGUUCUAUUCACUUGUUUUGCUCAUGGUGAAUGGAUUUCCUGAAUUGUCCUUGACAGUUUCAAGGCUGCCUGUUUUCUUUAAACAAAGAGACUUCUACUUCUACCCUGCAUGGGCAUAUGCUAUUCCAGCAUCUGUCUUGAAGCUUCCUAUUUCACUGGUCGAAUCAUUCAUUUGGACAGGUAUAACCUACUAUGUUAUUGGCUACAGCCCCGAGGCGGAAAGGUAGGUGUAACAUUUCCUAUUCUAGUGAUUGUGGAUUGGAAAUAUUUUCUAUUCUAGUGGUUGAAUUUUUCGUCCUGUAACUUCAUUUGAUGAAUUCUUAGGUUCUUCCGUCAAUUCCUCCUACUUUUCUGCGUUCACCAAAUGUCAAUAUCCUUAUUUCGUCUCAUUGCUGGACUUUGUCAAACUGCUGUUGCUGGUAUAACAAGUGGUAUCUUCUUGUUGCUAGUGAUCUUUCUAUUCGGUGGUUUCAUCCUACCAAAACGUAAGUUUGAGUCCACAUUUUCUUGUGCUUUGCCACAAAUAAAAAAACAAAGAUGGGCAUAAAUUGGUUUUGUUGCUGCAGCCUCCUUACCGGUUUGGUUGGCAUGGGGAUUCUGGCUUUCACCGAUGACAUAUGCUGAAAUAGGGCUAAGCAUAAACGAAUUCCUUGCCCCACGUUGGGAAAAGGUAAAUCAAGACUUAUUCUCCUAUUAUGAACCUGGGAGCAUGAUUAUUUUUCUACUUGGAUAAUCAACUGACACAAUUUAAUGUCAAUAUCCACAGCUCUCCCCAGCAAAUAUACCUAUAGGGAAGCAAAUAUUGACGAGUCGGGGACUAGACUACAAAAGUCACUUUUAUUGGAUAUCAGUGGCAGCACUAAUCGGCUUUUCAAUACUGUUUAACGUUGGAUUUGCUUUGUCCUUGACGUUUUUAAAAUGUAUGAAUAGGACUCCUCUAACCCUGCUGUGUUUUACGGCCUUCAGUUCAUAAUCUAUUCUCCAUUUUCUCCUACACUCUCUAAAGUAUCUUAUCAUUCAGCUCCUGGCAGAUCCCGUCCCAUCAUUUCUUGGGAGAAGCUUUCUGAACUGAGAGCACGAGAAAACCAGACUACACCUGAAAAUCACAAGGAUGAUGAGACUAUCGCUUCCCAGGAAGACACAAACGAGCCAAAAACAGCUGGUGAGUUCUGAAUGCUAUGCUUUCUCAAUGAAAUGAAAAACGAUUGGCGAAUAGAAACAUUACAGGCAGUACAGGAUAAACAUACUAACUCUCAGGGGUACCCUGGUUGACAUUGCAGAGAAGAUGGUUUUACCGUUUGAUCCCCUUGCAGUAACAUUUCAAAAUGUGCAAUAUUACGUUGACACUCCACAGGUAUCUUAAUGGUUAACACAAACAGUAUGACACAACACGAGGCAAAAUAAUACAUUACAGUUUAUAAUGUUGCGUCCUGACACAGGAAAUGAAGGAACAAGGUCAUACCGAGAAGAAACUUCAACUGCUCCAUGAUAUUACAGGAGUGUUCCGACCAGGUAUUCUUACAGCACUGAUGGGCGUCAGUGGAGCGGGAAAAACAACCCUCAUGGAUGUUCUUUGUGGAAGGAAAACUAGUGGUUUCAUUGAGGGAGACAUAAGGAUUGGAGGGUACCCUAAAGUCCAAGCAACAUUUGCUAGAGUAUCUGGUUACUGUGAACAGACAGACAUACAUUCGCCACAAAUCACUGUGGAAGAAUCCUUGAUGUAUUCAGCAUGGUUACGUCUUCCACCGGAAAUUGAUCCAAAAACAAGAGCAGUAAGUUAAUCCCAACAUGUCCAACUAUUAACUAUCCAUCCCAAAAGUUUUGAAUCCCCUUUAAUUCAAACAUGCUACAUUGAACUACAUUUCAUACUCUCAUAUUAAGUGCGACGUGAUGUCAUGUUCAGGCAUUUGUAAAUGAGGUCCUGGAAACCAUUGAACUCGACAAGAUUAAAGAUGCUUUGGUGGGUAUAGCUGGUGUCAAUGGUCUAUCCACUGAGCAGCGAAAACGAUUGACAAUUGCAGUGGAGCUUGUUUCCAAUCCCUCCAUAAUAUUUAUGGAUGAACCUACUUCAGGGUUGGAUGCCAGAGCAGCAGCAAUUGUCAUGCGCGCGGUGAAGAAUGUUUCUGCAACAGGAAGAACAGUGGUCUGUACGAUCCACCAGCCAAGCAUUGAUGUUUUUGAGGCAUUUGACGAGGUACUAAUAUAAAUGUUGCUACUAGAUUCUGGCAGUUUUAAAUACAUUAUUGAAAAGUUGGAUCUACAACCUAGCAUUGAUAACCGACUGGUUAAAACUGAUAUCGUUUCUAGACUAAAAAUGUUGACAGUGGAUUGAAAAAGUAGCCUAUCACAAGAAGCCUUCCCAUAAGUUUUUGCCUAAACAGUCCUGCCUUGAUUGGGAACACGAACGCCAGUUUAAGUAUAUGGUCCUACUUUGCCAGUUUUCAAUUAGUUUUGAAUUAGAUAACUCAAUCCUUUAGAAUGGUACCAAAGCACCAUGCUCUAUCUCUCGAUGGUGCAUACAAUAUUUAUAUUGUCUACUUGUCAUAACAUAAAAAAGCAUGUCAACAUGUGAGAGGACAUGUUUCAAUAGUCCUACACUGUCUAAAAACAAAGAAUAUAUGAGCUUAUUCGAACCAUUGCGAACUAAAUAUCUAUAUGAAAUUACAAACUUAUUUCCAGAAGGUGGUCCAUCUCAGCGAAAUGUUCAUAUGAAAAGUUUGGCCUGAAUGACACCACCAUUAUUAGAAUAGAAAAUUGCAAUUAAUAGGAAAGUGAACCUCAAAAACCUAAAUAGUGGCAUGUGAUGGAGCAUAGGUUCUCACACUAAAUAGUGGGAUGUGAUGGAGCACAUCAAGCCUAACUAAACGUAUGGUUCACUCUUCUUGCAGCUUAUGCUAAUGAAAAGAGGUGGGCGGCUGAUCUACGCUGGACAAUUAGGACAGCAUUCAAAAAAUGUGAUUGAAUACUUUGAAGUAAGUUCAACUCAGCCAUUCUCAAUUCUUUGUCUGCAUCAACAAGUGCAUAGAUAGGCAGGUUAUGUUAGGCUUUUAUAUACCGGCUUGUCCUUCGUGCUUAAAUUUUCACUUGCAUUGAUCACAAAUCUAGAAUGAUAUACCUUAGCCGAUUGUAAGAUACCUUUCUAGGAUGAUCACAAAUCUAGCAUGAUAUUUUUUUACUUAUUGUUUUGCUUAUAAAAAACAAUUUACUUCCCAUUUGAGACAUUAAUAAAAACUAAAACUGAAAAAACUAGGCGAUUUGCUUUUAAACCCAGCUUGCUAUUUCACUUGCUUACAAAUAGCACUGUUCAAAAGAAAAAGAUUUGUGUAAAUUUUUAAUCAUAGAACUAAUCACUGAAGCAAAGUUUCCUUGGCUAAUGCUUGUUAACCAUGGCUAUUGAGAAGAAAAGAAUAUGAACGUUAGUCUAACAUUACUAAAAUAUAUGGAGUGUAACCGUGAUGAUGAAAAUGACCAGGAAAAAGCUACAACUGAUGGAGAAAAAAUCUGCGUUAUUAUAUAUUUCAAAACCAGCGCUGACCAUGUAAUAACAUAACAAUGAGAUCAGUGACACUAUCAACAUGAUUGGGGAGCAUUAUGGGAUCUAGGAUACUAUUUAAUUGAUGGGUCAGAAAUCAAUAUUCUCCAAAAAUCAGACAGAGUAGUAAAAAAUGAACAGUGGAAUAGUAUGAAAAUCACAAGGCCAAGCUAAACUGAUAGGUCGUGGCAGACGAAACAAUGACUCAUACGUGAAGAUUCUAAUUGAAAACAGGAAGGGUCGUCAUAUAGAUGUAACCUGAAAAAUCUGUGCUCUAACAUAUAAAGGCAAGAACAGCAAUAUCUCUAGCUGGAACGGGAAAGCUGAGAAGAGCAAUGAAAUAUGAAUAUAUAUGGAAGAGACUGGAGGAUACUCUCUCAGAACAUUUGUUGAUUAGAAAGCCUUACAGAAAAAAAUUGAAAUUUGGGGCUCACGAGAACUGCUGAUAAGUUGGCACACGUACUUGUUGGCAAAAACAUUAACGUUAUGCUAUUUAAAUAACAGCAUAAUUUCACUACGAAUCUGUGAGGACUGGUUGUACUUUGUUUGAAAGACAAAUGAUGCAUGCCACCGAAAAAGUCCUAAAAUUCGUGAAGCAUAUGAGGGAAUGGAGGCGAUAUAAAAUGUUAUCUUUUAGUAUAAGCGCUGCAUUUCUGAAGAAACCAUAGAACACUGGUCUGAACUGAAAUUCAAAUACGGAAUUUACCUUUAGCUCUCUGAAAUGAGUGAUGCCAUGAAUUACUACAAAGUUUAAGGCAAUUCCUUUCUUGUUUGAUACAUCAUGAGUUAUCCCAUUAUAUGUCCUUUCUUCAGGUAGCAUUUAAUUUUUCAGCUGUUAUGUAUGAUCCUUGCCAUUAUAUGUUCGAUGUUUAUCCCACCUGGCUUCUCUUGAGACAUAUCCUCAUGAUAUUUCAUAUACCAGGGUAUUUCAGGUGUGCCAAAGAUUAAAGACAAUUACAACCCAGCAACAUGGAUGCUUGAAGUUACGUCAACAACUAUGGAGAUGAAACUUGGCGUAGACCUUUCACAGCUCUACAAAGAUUCGUCCAUAUACAAGUUAGAAAACUUUCCGGCCCAUAUAUACCAGUCACUUAUUCCGUAUGAGCUUGAUACGAUAAAAUCAAUUAGUUUGUCUAAUAGCGUUCAUGUCAACGGCAAUAAACCAUAUGAGCUAAAAAAGGCCAGAGACCAAGCUAUCAAAACUUGGCUAGGUUAGGAUGGCAAAAAUGGAAAAGCUGGACCCUUCUUUCGUCGAUAUUAUUUCUAUGGAUGGUGAUGAUAACAGCAGUGAAAGGUAGACCUUAGGAAUAGAAGGGGAUCUGCUACCUUGAACUAGCAUUUUGCCGUUCGCAUGAUGUUUAUAAAGAGAUCAUUGAUAAAAAGGGGAAUCAGGUCAGUCUACACAGAUGGUAGUUAGCUGACAGCUAUCCUGGAAUAAUUUACCCCGAAGAUCUGUGAGAUAUGAAACCUCGGUUGCGCCAAUUAUGAAAAAAAUGUUCUCUAGUUGAGUUACAUGCUACUAUUUUUGUUAUGCAACAGGCAAGUUCAGCAGCAAUUUAUUGACAAGUAAAAUGUGUAAGUACUGUUUGAUUUUGUGCAGGAACAACUUAGACCUUGUUCAGCAACAUAGCAAACCUCCACAGGGUUCAAAGGACUUGCACUUCCCAACAAUUUUCCCACAAAAUUUUUGGGGCCAAUUCAGAGCUUGCUUAUGGAAGCAAUCCUUGUCCUACUGGAGAAGCCCUCAAUACAACUUGGUGCGCCUAAUAUUUGUAGCCAUCUUAUCAAUAGCACUCGCAGCAGUUUUCUGGCAGCAUGGAAGAACAUUGUAAGUUUUCAAUAAUUCGGCAUUUGGGCAUCUUUCUGUUGAUGAAUUUAGUGAACACAAUAUCUAGUGAGACCACAGAAAAAAAGGAAACUAGAGACUCUAAUCUUUGGCUGAGUACAAUAGUACCAUGAAUGCAUACUGACAACUACAAGCCCAGAGGAUAAAUUCUUAGUCCAAGAAAUCGUAGGAUGGAUACAAAUUAAGCUGGGACGAUUUAUUGAAUUUUUCUUAAAAAAAUGGGAAGACUCUGUGCUCUGAAGAAUGCAGGAAACCCAGCAGGAUAAUUGGCUGUGAAGAUCAAUUAAAAAAGUAUCCACAAAAAUAUUUUUACUCUCUGAUUUUUGUCUUAGUAUCUUAUGCAUGAAAAAUAGAAAGAAAAGACAACAAGACGAUUGCACUUCACGAAACCCAAUUCAAUAACUCAUCCUAAAAUUAUCAACAUAAAAUCUAUAGCUCAUGCUUGCAUUUUAAUUCCUACUGCCAUGACUAAUACCUGAUUCUUUCUGUGUGAAGAAACAACCAACAGGAUUUGUUCAACAUGCUAGGAUCAAUGUUCAUUGCCAUGAUCUUUUUGGGAAUAAACAACUGUUCAUCAGUUCUACCGUUCAUUGCAAUCGAGCGAAAUGUCGUGUAUCGGGAAACAUUUGCAGGAAUGUACUCUUCCUGGGCCUAUGCCUUUGCACAGGUGCACCCACCUUUAACGUAUAAAAUUUUCUCUCUUUGGAUCAUCCAUUCAAGACCACUGUUUUUUUCUGCCUAUCUUAGCUAAUAUUACACUUCUCUUUUCAGAUGGCCAUUGAGAUUCCCUAUGUAUUUGUCGAAGCAGUAGUGUUUAUGGGUAUUGCAUACUCAGGAAUUGGAUUCUACUGGUCUUCCUACAAAUUCUUUUGGUUCUUCUACACAAUCUUCUGCACACUGCUUUACUUUAAUUAUCUAGGGAUGCUCCUUGUGUCAUUGACACCAAAUAUUCAAGUGGCAUCUAUUUUAGCAUCCGCAUUCUAUUCAAUGAUGAAUCUCUUCUCGGGCUUCAUUGUCCCUGGACCAGUAAGUACUCCAUAAACAAUUUAUAUUACCUUGUUUUUCUGUUUCUACAUCUCAUUCUUUGAGACUCAAAGCUUCAUAUUCUCAGAAUCGGAUUAGGAGACUACGUCACAUGUAGAAGACUGUAGAAUUUUUAUGAUUCUAAGAGGAUACAGAAAACAAACUCUUUAACCUGUUCUGUGUAAUAUCCAAAAGAGAAAGUAAGCUGUCAAAUGAAAUAGCUUUUGAAGAAGAUGAGUGAGAUCUGGGGGCUGAUGACCAAAAAAAUAAAUAAAUGCAUUUCUUCAUUCAAGAUUCAUUGUAUUACAAACUACUAAUUUUACUCAUUCUUGUUACUAACUUGCAGCAAAUUCCAAAGUGGUGGAUCUGGUUCUAUCACAUCUGCCCAACAUCCUGGACUCUGAAUGGACUCUUCAUUUCACAAUAUGGGGACAUAGCCAAGGAGAUUACAGUAUUCGGAAAAUCAAAGUCGAUUGGGUCCUUCAUAGAUGAUUACUUCGGGUUCCACCGAAACCAACUCCCUCUUGUGGCUGUCCUCCUCGUUCUUUACCCUCUCGUCAUCGGUUCUCUAUUCUCAGUUUGUAUAGGGAAGGUAAAUUUCCAGAGGAGGUGA
Molecule: messenger RNA, 12502 nt
Organism: Spirodela intermedia
Lineage: Eukaryota; Viridiplantae; Streptophyta; Magnoliopsida; Alismatales; Araceae
Source: the annotation of a GenBank genome assembly